This is a messenger RNA of Lachancea dasiensis, 1179 nucleotides long. The record is from the annotation of a GenBank genome assembly. Lineage: Eukaryota; Fungi; Ascomycota; Saccharomycetes; Saccharomycetales; Saccharomycetaceae.
AUGGUGAAAGACACGGAAUACUAUGAUCUCCUGGGUAUCCAGCCAGAUGCUUCGGCUACCGAGAUCAAGAAGGCAUAUCGGAAAAAGGCCAUGCUGACACAUCCCGACAAACAUCCCGAUGACCCCGAGGCGCAGACUAAGUUUCAAGCGGUUGGCCAGGCUUACCAGGUCCUGAGUGAUCCCGAAUUGCGUUCACGCUAUGAUCAAUUUGGCAAGGAAGAUGCUAUUCCACAGCAAGGAUUUGAAGAUGCAGGUGAAUUUUUCGCCACAAUUUUCGGCGGAGAUGCCUUUCAGGACUGGAUUGGGGACUUCUCUUUCCUCAAAAAUCUGACUAAGGGUGCUGAGAUAAUGGGCGAAAAUGAAGAUAAUAGCGGAGAAGUGGCGGGUGCGAAUGCCUCUACUGAUGUGGUACAGCACGACGGGAAAUCGUCGAACUCAUCGAAACACUCUGAUAAACUAACAAAAGAACAACGCGGUAAGCUUAUUGAAAUGGAAAAUGAACGUAGAGCAGAGAAAAAGAAACAGGUGGAAGAGCUUACACGGAAGCUUGACGGCAAAAUGCAUCAAUACAUAGUAGGCGUCGAAAGCAAGAACUUGGAGGAUUUCGACCGUAAACUGAAUCAAGAAGUUGAGGACUUAAAGCUCGAGAGCUUCGGUUUGGAGCUGUUGCACCUACUAGCCAAAGUUUACAAAACCAAAGCCAAUAAUUUCCUGAUGUCGCAAAAGACUCGUGGAUUUAGUAAAAUAUUCACGGGUGUACGCGAUAAAACCAAGACGGCAAAGUCCGCCUGGGGCAUCCUGUCAUCCGCAAUGGAUGCUCAGACUGCGAUGGGCGAGUUGGAAAAGCUAGAUUUGGACUCAAUGGAUGACUACGAACGUGCAGAAGUGGAGAAGCUAAUCACCGGUAAGGUUCUGGGCACCGCUUGGGUUAUGUCUAAAUUUGAGGCUCAAGGCAAGGUGCGGGACGUUUGUGACAAAAUACUAGGCGACAAAAAUGUACCCACCAAGCAACGUCUUCUCAAGGCCAAAGGUUUGCUUCACAUUGCCGACAAGUUUGGUUCCGCGGAGAGAUCGCCGGAUGAAGCUGAAGACGCCCGAGUUUUCGAAGAAAUUAUCUUCGAGGCGCAAGGAAAGAAGAAAGCUAGUUUCAAGAAAAAAGACCAAACUGUUAAAGCUUAA